This is a messenger RNA of Paramuricea clavata, 6851 nucleotides long. The record is from the annotation of a GenBank genome assembly. NCBI's taxonomy places the organism in Eukaryota, Metazoa, Cnidaria, Anthozoa, Malacalcyonacea, Plexauridae.
AUGGCGCAUGAAACGAGCUUUAUAGUGGAGUAUAGUGACAGCGAAGACGAUUUAUACAAUGAUAUGUUUGAUAGUGAUUGUGAAGGAAUGUCAUCAGCAGAAGAACUUGAUUUGGAAUUACGAUUGUUUGACGAUAAUUCAAGGCAAGUUUUGAAGGGGUUCUAUAUAUAUAAACUAUAUUCUAUUUUGAUCUCAAUUCUCAAUCAUCAAUGCAGUUAUAUUAAAAUUAAAACGUCAUGUAUAAAGUUGAGUAGUUGACAACUGAAAUGAACGAACAAGGUAUAAAACAACAAUUUGCAUGGUCAAUGUUUCUGAAAAAAUUAGGAAAUCAAUAGGCAAUUCCAGCUUUUUUAAACUUACGCGUGCAGGGGGUGAUGGGAAGUAUGGUAUCAUGUUGCUGAUGACGCUGAAAAAAUUCAAUAAAAACUGCCGAAACAACCGAAAUAUUUCAAUAUUUACAAGUAUAAGCUGUCACUCUAUGUUUAUACGGGCACUAUUUUUAUUUUUUCAGCAUAAUCAGCAACAUGAUGCCUUACUUCCCAUCACCCCCUGCACGCAUAAACUAAAAGCUGGAAUUGCCUAUUGGAGAUUUAUCACCAAAAUCUGCAACACCUAGGGAUACCGGAACUGGGGGGGGGGGCAGGAGGGGCAGUCGCCCCGGUUGCCCUUUACCAGGAGGGGCAAGGGGGGCAAAGGUGCCCUUUCAAUUUAAAGGAUUGCCUUGGCGAAAUAGCGAAUUGUCAGAAUUUGUCAGUGCAAUUAGAGAAUUGUAGCAAAUUGUCAGUGCAAUUAUUUUACGAAUUUGCUUCAGAAAACGCAAGAAAUGUAGUCAUCAAGCUUCAAGAAUAGCACAAUUGCCUGGCGGAGAACCCUCUCACACCCCUAUCAUCCAAUAAAUAGAAAACAUGAUUAGGCGAAGUUCAACUCCCGAUGUUUUGCAAACAUCUCUUAGAAAAUAUCAAUUCAAUAGUGCCCUUUCAUGAAAAUCUGCCCCCCCCCCUUGCCUUCACAUCGUUCUGGCGUCCCUGGCCACACCUUUAAUGCCGGUACCUGAAUACCUGAUGCCUGGGGUCAGCACUUGUUUCCAUCUACCAAACUGACGUGGAAGAUGGAAGAGGUGUUAAAUGGCUAUGUAACUAACCCUAACUCUACUCUAACCCUAACUGCAACUCUAACCCUAACCGCAACUCUAACCCUAACCCUAACCAAAUUAAUAAAAAAAUGUAGAAACAACUUUAGAAAAUUGAUAGGGCGGUUUGCUAAUGUACCGAUCAAUUUGAAAAUUCAACAUCCCCCCGGGCACAUCCCGGGAAUUUGACUUCAAGUCUUUCCAGGGAGUAGGGAAUUUGACGUUCUAAGUCUUCCAUGUGGUGGGGCAUUUGAUAAGGGUGGGGGAAUUUGAACCGGAAGUCUUAAAAUUUUGCCCGUUUUCACAUGCUACCUGCAUGCACAGAAAAGAUUUCACAUUGGCAGCAAAUACAGUUUUCUCAGAUUGGGUCAUUUCAGAAAAGAUCCAUACCCCCCCCCUACGGAGGAAUCGAAAAUAACCCCCUCCCCCCUUCGGACAUCCUUGAAUGGUUCAUGCUCCCCCCUCUCCGGACAUCAAAGCCCAAAAUUACCCCCCUCCCCUUCGGACAUCCACUAUUUCUAAAUUUUUCUAAAGGCUACCUCGCCGUUUGAAAACGUCACCGAAAAUUAGACUACGUUCACACUACGCGCGAGCGAACUAAUGCGGGCAGACUUUACGUGUGUUCACACUACCGCCAUUACAGUUUGUUUACAAAUUGAAUUAGCACUCGUGUAAACCCAAAAUAUUUCAAAUAGACCCAAGAAAUUUAACUGAAAAGCAUUCGAGUUUACACGUUUGUGUUCACACGAAGCUAUCAAGCGCUCCGCCGUUUUCACCUCGCUCCGUUUAGAAACCGUGCUCAAAUUGUUACGGCAAAAGUGACGUGAAGUUUUCAAACGAUUUCGCUCCAGCGUAGAGUGAAUUAGCGAUGGCUUAUUGUGACUUUUCUACGGUGUUGUCAAAUAGCUCCGGCGUGGCGGAACACUUGGCGGAACACUUGGCGGCUUCUUGUGACUUGCGAACACAAACACGUGGCAGGUUUUGUCGGAUAAUUUGCAGAAAUUCACUUCGAAAUUUGUUCAAGUAAAACUCGGACUGAAAUUCGAUGUAACUUGCGACUGAUUGACAAGCGUUGCUAUGUUUACUUACGUGUUAAUGCAUUAUUUAGUGUUACUGCAUUCCUUAACCUCGCCCUUAAUAUGAAAGCCAUUUCUAUUUUCUGGACACGCACCUCGCAAGGAAGCUUUAUUGACUAUAUACUAAAACAAAUUGUUUUGAGUUCAGUUUACAUAGCAGUCUCUUAAUUCGAGCAACAGUUUAAUAACUAUUAUUUUUAACACUUGAAUAAUUCAAACUUAUAUAUACGAACGAAAACUGCAAACUUUACUUUUAUAUAAAUAACGCUUGUCAAUUUUCGACUCAUUCUCAACAUGCAGGAUACGCUGUUACAGCGAGUUAGUUUUUGGUGGCCAUACAUGCAAAAGUGGGCCGCUUAUUUUGCUUACGAGUUACGUGGACGUAUAAUUAUUGCUGUUACAUAAACGUUCCGGUGUUCAAGAGCUACAUAUAGCCGAUAAAAAUUGCGUGCUCAUUAUAAUCGCCGAUCACAUAGCUUUAUCACAGUCUCAAACCUUCAGACAAACAUAUCCACAUUCCUCUCCCCCCCUUCGGACAUCCUAACACAUUUUCCCUCUCCCCCCCCUUCGGACAUCCUAAGACAUUUUUCCUCCCUCCCCCUUCGGACAGCAAAAAUUUCCUCCGUGGGGGGGGGGGGAUGGAUCUUUUCUGGAACGACCCAUUUCGAGGGAAACAGCCUCAAUUUUGUGAAAAACUGGCUCAAAGAAACGGGCAUGGAAAAGCUAUGUGCUUCAUUUGAAGGUAUGUACUACAAAAUUGUUUAAAACUGUUAAAUUUCCAUAAGGUUUCCAAACUUUUUAAGUGAAUUUCGCUUCUUGCCAAAAAACAUUUCCGUGUAUUAUGUACUUUUUGUAUUUACUGUUUCAUAAUUUUGAUAUGAACGUGGGGCAUUUGAACGCUUAAUUUCUUGUUAUAGUGGGGCAUCUGAAGACCUUUUUUGCACGGGGGUGGAGAAUUUGAUCAGUCAAAUUUCAAACAGUUCAAAUUCCCGGGGUCGGCCCGAGGGGGGGGGGGGUGCAUGUUGAAGUUUCGAAUUGAUCGAUACAUUAACCCUGGAGGGGGGUGGGGGUGUAUGUGAUUACGGUACUUUACAGACUUACAGUUUACCGAACCCAUAUAACACAAAUAUAUGAUCGUGUGUAUUCUGAUGGAGAGUUUUCCCAUUAUUUAAUAACAUGUUUUUAUGGAGUAUGUAUUCAGUGCAUGAUUACUAAUUAGGAACAGUAAAGUGUAAAAUUUCCUGGGAAUUGUUCACAUGAGGUACUGGCUGGAUUAAUUUGAAAAGAAUUUUGGUUGCUUGUAAUUUUCAUUCAACAUGCAAAGAUCUCCUUAUCCUUGGAAUCCCAUGGAAUUAAUGGGUUCACACCACUUAUUCUCAUCACCAGCCCUCAGCUAAUUGAGCCUAAUUCUAAUAACCUACUGGGCACAUGACGUUGUUUCAACAUUGAAAUUUGGUAGAAAGAAAGUUUUGACGUCGACAACCUAAUAUCAACAUGUUGCUUUGAUGUCGUUUUACAAACGUUGGUUCAACUGCAGCUACUGUAAUUCAUCGUUGAUUAUACGAUUCCAACUUGUCAAGUAAUCCCAAUGUGGUUUCAAUGACAUAUGAAUUCAACGUUGAACUAUGUAUGGUUGGCAAGAUUGGCAGUGUAAUCUCAAUGUUGUUUCAACAUCAAGAGAGUAAUGUCGAUCCAAUUUGCAUUUUCAAUCCUUUUUCAACAACUGUGAGGUAAUGUCUGACGUUGAUUCAACGUUGAAUCAACGUCAUUUUGCCUACUGGGGGAACUUUGUAUGAUUGAAGUUUGCUACCUCAAAUCAAAUUGACGUUUUUUGUGGAUAUAUACAGUAUGUGGAUCAAAACUACCACUCUGUGAUGUUUUCAUGAAUUUCUACAGUGACUAAAUGAUUAUUUUAAAAGUGCAUGGGUUUAUAUAAAAACAUCAAUUUGGCAUUGACAUUUUGUGGAUAUCGGGAUACCGCCAAUUCUGUGCCCUGAUAUAUGCAUAUCAAUUAAUAACAGCAUAACCUGUACAAUAUGCAGUUUACAGACUUCUUCAAUUAUAACAAAGCAUAGAAUUCAGUAUAAAUGGAGGUACAACCCCCCCCCCCACACACACUUUUCUUCAGAACCAAUUUUGUAAUUAUUUCAAAGCUGAGCAGACACUGGGAGGUGUAACCUCUUAAUGUUGUCAGUUGUGACAUAAAAUAUACCAAAUCUAUGGCUUGCAGAUUCUCUUAAAAUGUGUCUAAAAUGCAUGAAAUAGAAAAAAAAUAAGGAGGACCAUCACUCAUCCCCUGGCUGGCUAGACGAUUACAGCCCAAUGCACUUGGAGUUUGGACUUUGCCCCUGUUGGUGUACUGUACAUCAUCAAACCUUUACAUUGUUAACCUAAAAUAUACACAGUAACAAUGCUUGGCUGCCAACUGUCAUCCUUGUCUGAACGAGGGUAACUGUAUUUCCAGCUUAGUGUUAAUGUGGAAGCAUUGGUUUUAUUACCAUGAAAGGCAGAAAGAUCUGCAGAAACAAAAGUGUGACAAUGUACAUACAGUAUUAGCCACCCUAAAUAAUCUGCAAGGUGUAUACCAUAUUAUAAUUUUACACCAUUGGGUUCAGAGGUUUUCUGGUGCCAGACGAGUUUCAACUCAUGGCCGCUGAACGCGAGCAUGAGUGCAGGCUACAACGUCAGCAAAACAGGAAACCCCCAGAUCCAGAGUACAAAUAUAUAUCACAGGGAAAAAUUAAAAUACUAUUAAAUACUACAUAUUAUAGGGGUUGAAAUGAGUGGGCUUCAGAUUGCCAGUUGCGACCAAAUUGUUCAUCUGGCGACCAUAUAUUUCCCAAAGGUAGUCCUUGUGGCGACUAUUAAAUUUGGCAGCCGCCAGCAAUUAUUUUGAAAGCCCUAGACAACGUCAAGCCCUCUUUAACCCUGUUAUUUAGUAAUAGAAUGUGAUAUAUUUAAUAUUGUUUCUUUUUUUAUCCAGAAAUUUGGACUCGCCUUACAGUGAAGACAUAACUGUUGGUCCCAGUGAAGAAGCUGAAACUUAUCAUAAAGGUGGCGAUCAUGAUGGCAAUCAGCGGGAGUUAAGUAGUAGUAGGAGUAGUGGUAAAGGGGCGGGAAAGAGAAGGAUGGUACCUCAGGGGAAUGGUGGGGUUGGUAGAAAAAAAAGUAGAUUGGGUAGGGUAGGUGUUGGCAGGGUAGGUGUUGGCAGGGUAACCAUGGUUACCAAAGGUUAUGAUAACGUAGAUAUUCCUCAUGAACUCCCACCAUUUACACCAAGCCGCCCAACUGGUAUUCAUGUUGAAAAUCACUUGGAGGAUGGUAUGACAACAGAAUUAGACUUCUUUAAUCUCUUUUUUACCAAAGAUAUGAUAGAUUCUAUUGUCACUCACACCAAUGCAUGUGCAUAUAUUAAACUGGCUGAGGGAGGUUAUUUGUCAUAUGCCAACGGUCAGGGUGCUUGGGAUGAAACCAAUGCUGAGGAAAUACGUUGUUUUAUUGCACUACUUAUUUACUUUGGUUUGGUUAAACUAGAUGUUGUAGAAAAGUAUUGGAGCACCAAAAGUCUAUAUCAUGGGCUUUGGGCAAGAAAGAUUCUCUCCCGUCAAAGGUUUAAAGCUCUUAUGACAUUUUUGCACAUUGCGGACCCUGCUAGCGAGAAUCCUGAAGAUACAGUGUGUAAUAUUGAAUCUUUUGUGAAAUUGUUCAAGAACCAAUGCAAAUCGUUGUAUCAACCAACACAAAAUAUGACAGUGGAAGAACGUAUGGUGGGUUCCGGGGAUAAGCCUGGUAUUUAUAGGCGAUACAGAAGAGCUGAUACCACAACUAGAUCUGGCAUAAAACUCUGGGUAUUAGGGGAUACUUCGAAUGGUUUCAUAGUUGAUUUUAACAUUUACAUAGGUAAAUCUGCAUAUGGUGAGGUGAGUGAGAAUGGUUUAGGAUAUGAUCUAGUUAUGAAGUUAGCAACACCAUAUCUCAAUCAGGGAUAUCAUUUGUAUCUUCAAAAAUGUUUUACUUCCUUUAAAUUGGUAAGUGAUCUAUUCUCAAAUGGUACACCAUCAACAGGUGUGGUAAGUGUUGGCAAGGUUGGAUUCCCUACCUCUUUGAGCGAUGUGAAAGAGUGGGCGAGGACUGUGGAAUUUGGUGACAUGAGAUGGGAGCGUCUAUCAAAUAUUUUGACGUUGCAGUGGCUGGACCAUCAACCUAUCUCAAUACUCACUACUAUUGAUAGUGCAAAUGAGGUGGCACUUCUACACAGGAAAGUUAAGAGAGAUAACAAGUUAGAAAAAAUUGAUGUGAAUGUGCCCAAAGUUAUUCAAAAAUAUAAUCAGUGUAUUAAUAAAGUUCAUAGAUAUGAUCACACUGUUAUGUCUAAUAACGUGUUACAGAAGUGUUAUAAGUGGUGGAAAACUUUGUUGUUCCAUUUAAUUGAUAUGUCAGUUAUUAACAGUUUUAUUCUUUUCCAGGAACAGCGAAGAAAUAAUCCUGAUAAUAAUGGUCUGGAACGUGGGGAGAAGUAUUAUAGCAUAGUUGAGUUUAGAGAGGCGCUAGUGAGGCAAAUUUGUGGUUUAGCAGAUUAUGAUGUGCCUCCAUCCUAUGUGAGUGUAAAAGCUGUUCACGAGUAUGAAACUAUCCAUAUUCCGAAG